GGAAGUAAGACUUGGCGGAAGUGUUAGCUUGGAAAAUGCCUAGACCAAGGAUAAGUGAAUCUGAGAAGAAAUGGAGAAAAAAGCUAAGAGAUCAGGCUAGACUUGGAAGAAGCGUUUAUUUAGGUGAUCAGAUCAAAAGAUGGUUUAAACUGAAGGAGUUUUAUGGGGUCUCACAUUCGGCAUUAGCUCGAAUCUUGAUGGAUAGUUAUGAAAGGUGGGGGGAAAAAGUAGAACCAGAAUCAUCUCAAGAGCCAGACCUAAAACCAAUAGCUGGAUGGAACAUUCCAAUGGAAAAGGAGCAUGAUUUAACAAAGGACCCAUUGCCAAAAAGCUCGUUGAAGCAAAAUAAACAGAGAGAUCUACCUGUCCAAUCUUUAGCAGGACCUUAUGACAGGAAGCAGAGUAAAGAACUACAGAAUUUGGGGAAACUUGCUGUCAAGUUUAGUGACAUUUCAUCAAAAUUAACAACAUUGAGAAAAGACACAAAAUCUGCAGAUAUUAUUUUCGUCAUUAAAGAUGGCACUGAAGUUUCUGCUCACAAAACAAUAGUUUCUCGCUUUAGUAAAGCACUGAGGCAAAAGAAAGCCAUGAAGUAUGUAGGUCCUUUGCUCAGUGAUGCAACACAAUGUGGUCUUGAUGGUUUCCUUGAUUUAGUAUAUGGCCUUGAAGUGUCAUUGACAACUGAAAACUUUAAUGAUAUAUUGCAUGUUGCUGAAGUUCUCAA
Owenia fusiformis is the source of this 724-nucleotide messenger RNA. The record is from the annotation of a GenBank genome assembly. NCBI's taxonomy places the organism in Eukaryota, Metazoa, Annelida, Polychaeta, Sabellida, Oweniidae.